AUGCAUGGCCACGACUUAGAGGAGGCUCCGUUCCGGAGAGUCAAAACGCGGCGGAAGAGGAGCCGGUGCCCGCGCGGCGUGCCGCUCCCGGCCAUCGCGUGCGAGGACGAGUUCGACUGCAAGGAGCUCGAGGCGCUCUUCCGCGGCUACGGCCUGAAGCUCGAGCAGACCGCCACGCUCAAGGCGCUCGCCGUGCUCGUGGCGCUGUCCUGCGCGCUCGCGGCGCUCGAGCUGCUCUCCGGAAGCUCGGCGACGGUGGCGCGCGCCUCGCACCCGGUGCACGGCGUGGUCUUCGCCUCACUCUUCGUCGUCACCAACGUUAAGUACCUGCGCGCGGCGCAGCUGCAGCAGAUCGCGCAUCUCGCGCUUCUCUUCAGCUUCACCUUCUCGCUGCCCUGCUGCCCGUUUCCGCGCAUCGCGCCCGGCAGCGCCGAGCCGCCCCCCGCGCCCGAGCACGGCGUCUGGCAGCUCAUGCUCGUCACCUUCGUGGCCUACGCGCUGCUGCCCGUGCGGACGCUGCUGGCCGUGGUGUUCGGGAUCGUGGUGGCCGUUUCGCACACGACGGUGACCGCCACGUCCGUCACGGUCAAAACGCAGAAACUCUGGAGAACGCUGGUGGCCAACACGGUGCUCUUCACCAGCGUAAACCUGUCUGGUCUUUUCGUGCGGAUCCUGACGGAGCGCGCUCAGAGGAAGGCCUUUCUGCAGGCGCGGAACUGCAUCGAGGAGCGACUGCGCAUGGAGGACGAGAAUGAGAAACAGGAGCGGCUGCUGAUGAGCCUGUUGCCCAGGAACGUGGCGAUGGAGAUGAAGGAAGACUUCCUGAAGCCUCCUGAAAGGAUCUUCCACAAAAUUUACAUCCAGCGCCAUGACAACGUCAGCAUUCUGUUUGCGGACAUCGUGGGUUUCACCAGCCUGGCGUCGCAGUGCACGGCGCAGGAGUUGGUGAAGCUGCUGAACGAACUCUUCGGAAAGUUCGACGAGCUGGCCACGGAGAACCACUGCCGGCGCAUUAAGAUCCUGGGAGACUGUUACUACUGCGUGUCAGGACUGACCCAGCCCAAGACCGACCACGCCCACUGCUGUGUGGAGAUGGGGCUGGACAUGAUCGACACCAUCACGUCAGUUGCAGAGGCCACUGAGGUUGACCUGAACAUGCGUGUGGGUUUACACACGGGCCGUGUGCUCUGCGGUGUUCUGGGGCUCAGGAAGUGGCAGUAUGAUGUCUGGUCCAACGAUGUGACCCUGGCCAACGUCAUGGAGGCCGGAGGGCUUCCUGGGAAAGUACACAUCACACGGUCGACGCUGGAGUGCCUGAACGGGGACUAUGAGGUGGAGCCAGGGAAUGGCCAGGAGAGAAAUGCCUUCCUGCAGAAACACAACAUCGAAACUUUCUUUAUAGUGCCAUCCCACCGGAGGAAGAUCUUCCCUGGGCUGAUCCUUUCGGACAUCAAGCCAGCCAAAAAGAUGAAGUUUAAAACCGUGUGUUACCUGCUGGUGCAGCUCAUGCACUGCCGCAAGAUGUUCAAGGCCGAGAUCCCCUUCUCCAACGUCAUGAACUGUGAAGAUGGGGACAAGAGGAGGGUGCUCCGCUCAGCUCCGGAGAAGUUGCGGAACCGGACCUCUGUGGCUGCCAACGUGACCCAGAGCAGCCCGGGCACGCGCGUCAACCGCUACAUCAGCCGUCUGAUAGAGGCUCGGCAGACGGAGUCGGACACAGCCGACCUGCACUUUCUCACACUCAUGUACAAGUGCUCAGAGCGCGAGAAGAGGUAUCAUCACCUACACGAUGAAUACUUCACUGGAGCGGUGGUGCUCUCUCUAAUCCUAGCUGCCUUGUUCGGCCUUGUCUAUCUUCUCAUCAUGCCACAGGGGACUGUAGUAUUGGUGCUGCUGGUUUUCUGCAUCUGUUUCCUUGUAGCAUGUAUCAUGUAUCUUCAUGUUACUAGAGUACAGUGUUUUCCUGGGUGCCUCACCAUACAGAUCCGAACGGUCCUGUGUGUGCUUAUAGUGCUCUUAAUCUACGCUGUGGCCCAAGCUUGUGUGGUGGGAUGCAUGCCAUGGCUGUGGUCCACCAACUCCACCAGCUCCAUCGUGAUCAUUGACGCAGCAGGGGGUGCCAACCGCACCAUGGCGGAGUUGCCCUGCGACGGGGCGCAGUAUGCCUUCCUGGCCUGCAUCGUGGGCACCAUGACUAUGGCCCUCUUCCUCAGAGUGUCCUGGCUGCCCAAGAUGCUGCUGCUGGUCAUGGUGGCGGUCAGCUACAUCACCGUGCUGGAGCUGAGCGGCUACCGCCGAGCCAUAACUGGGGGAAGUGUGGGGACCUUUAAUGUCCGUGGCUACGAGCCAAUCCUCUCCCUGCUGCUCUUCUCCAGCGCUCUGGCAUUGCACUCCCGACAGCUGGAGCUCAAACUGCGCCUGGACUUCCUCUGGGCCACACAGGCAGAGGAGGAGAGGGACGGCAUGGAGAAAGUGAAACUGGACAACAGAAGGAUUCUCUUCAAUCUGCUCCCAGUGCACGUGGCCCAGCACUUCCUAAUGUCCAACCCCAGGAACAUGUAUACUUUGUUGCAGGAUCUCUAUUACCAGUCCUACGCCCAGGUCGGGGUCCUGUUUGCGUCCAUUCCCAACUUCAACGACUUCUACAUCGAGCUGGAUGGAAACAACAUGGGCGUGGAGUGCCUGCGUCUUCUCAACGAGAUCAUCGCUGACUUUGAUGAGCUCAUGGACAAAGAAUGCUACAAAGACAUUGAGAAGAUCAAAACCAUGGGCAGCACAUACAUGGCAGCUGUGGGUCUAGUGCCCACCAUUGGCACCAAGGCUAAAAAGUCCACAGCAGCCCACCUAAGCACAAUAGCAGACUUUGCCAUUGAAAUGUUUGACGUUCUUGAUGAAAUCAACUACCAGUCAUACAAUGACUUUGUCCUGAGAGUGGGUAUUAAUGUGGGGCCAGUGGUGGCCGGAGUCAUCGGGGCUCGGCGGCCUCAGUACGAUAUCUGGGGGAACACGGUGAACGUGGCCAGCCGCAUGGACAGUACAGGGGUCCCGGGCAAGAUCCAGGUGACGGAGGACGUCUACCGCUUGCUCCAGAACGACUACGACUUGGUGUGCCGCGGCAACGUGAGCGUGAAGGGAAAAGGUCAGAUGCUGACCUACUUCCUGGAGGGCAAGUCUCAGGGUGCGGGUCAGCGGGCCCCUCAGUUCUCGGGGAGUAUGGAGCGCAGGGUGUACGCCGUGGGGCGCACCAGCAGCGUCCCCACCAAGACAGGCACCGCCUCGUCCGCCGCCUCAGGACUGGCCGCCAGGGUCGGGGUCGGCAGCACCCAGCUGGGGAACAGCUCCAGCACGGUCACCAAGAAACGAGCCACCACGUACGUCCCUGUGGUGGGAGAGGAGGAUGAGGCGGACACGGAGGAGGAAGGGGAGGUUUAGGAUGGACAGAGGGAUUUGAAAAGGAACAAGUGAGCUUGAGAGCUCAGAGAAAGCAACGGUAAUACAGACAGCAAGCCAAAGUCAGUAUGGCAUGCCAAAAAGGCCAAAGGUGGAAGCGGAAUGAAACGGGUUCAACUCUGCAUCGUGUAAUGAUUUGUAGAUGCAAGGUACCGGGACCUGAUAUGUAAAUGUAAACAUGCAUUCUUUAAUGCAACAUAUACAAAACUUUAUUGCAGCUUGUCCAAAUGGAGGUGAGGGGCGCUCCAAAGUCAGUAUGGAAGGCCAACAGGACCAAAUGGGCUCUAAAGAGAGAGGAAACCGGCUCAACUCCACAGUGUAAUCAUCGAUUUAUGGGUGCAACAAACGACGUCGCGAUAUAUAAAAGUAAAACCUGCAUUCUCAAAUGCAAUACAAACAAAACUUAACCGUAGCUUGUCCAAAUGGAUGUGAAGGGGCACUCCACAGUCAGUAUGGAAGGCCAAAUGGGUCAAAAAAUGAGGAAAAAGAGGAUGAAAAUGGUUGUCAACUCCGCAACAUAAUAAUGGAUUUACUAAUGCAAGUUUCCAUAACAUAAAAUAACAAUAAAAAAGUAAAACUGGCAUCCUCUAAUGAAAAAUAAGCAAAACUUCAUUGCAGCUUGUCCAAAUAGAUGCGUAUGGGGCACCAAAUGAGCAAAAAGAAGGAAAAAUAGAAAGAAAGCAGGUCCAACUCUGAGAUGUAAUAUUCGUAGGGUGCAAGAUUACAUGAUAAAAUAUAAGUCAGACCUGAGUUGAACCUGCAUUCUGUAAUGCAAAAUAAGCAACACAUCAUUGCAGCUUACCUGAAUAGAUGUGAAGGACACUCCAAGGUCAGAAUGGAAGAAAAAAUGAAUGGAAAAAGGAAAUGGGUUCAACUCUGCAACAUAAUCGAUUUAUGAAAGAAAAACUGACAUUUUUGAAACAAAAAUAAGCAAAACAUUGCAGCUUGUCCAAACACAUGCGAAGGGCACUCUAAGGUCAGUAUGGAUCAGCAGGUAGGCCAAAAAAUGUGGAGAAAGAAGGAAAAAGAUGAAGGAAACAGGUUCAACUUCAAUUUAUGGAUGCAAGUUUCCACAACACAGUUUAUAAAAGUAAAACUCACAUUUUCUAAUCAAAAAUAAGCAUAAUAAUAAAAAAAACAUUGCAGCUUGUCCAAAUGGACAGAGCACUUCAAGGACAGAAAGAAGCACCAAGCAGGCCAAAAAUGUGGGAAAAGAGGAAAGAAACAG
Colossoma macropomum (tambaqui) is the source of this 4678-nucleotide messenger RNA. RefSeq names its product adenylate cyclase 1b (gene adcy1b). Lineage: Eukaryota; Metazoa; Chordata; Actinopteri; Characiformes; Serrasalmidae. Gene Ontology annotation, molecular function: adenylate cyclase activity. The record is from RefSeq and is a predicted model, not a curated record. Gene Ontology annotation, cellular component: plasma membrane. Gene Ontology annotation, biological process: intracellular signal transduction; adenylate cyclase-activating G protein-coupled receptor signaling pathway; cAMP biosynthetic process.